Messenger RNA from Dovyalis caffra, 921 nucleotides. NCBI's taxonomy places the organism in Eukaryota, Viridiplantae, Streptophyta, Magnoliopsida, Malpighiales, Salicaceae. The record is from the annotation of a GenBank genome assembly.
AUGAAGCUCAAGCAUUCUUGUGUCAUUCUUCUCUCCUUCUUAACUUUCAUAACUCUCUCCUCCUUAAUAGCCUCACAAACCUGCAAGAGUUCUUGUGGCAAAAUUCCCAUCAAGUAUCCCUUUGGAACUGGCCUUGGUUGUGGGGAUCCACGAUUCCAACAAUACGUGACUUGCAACCAAGAAAAGCUCACUUUAACCACCCAUACUGGCUGCUAUCCUGUCACCACCAUAGAUUAUUCCGGUCAAGUUAUAUACAUCUCUGAUCCCUCUAUGUCAACCUGUGCUUGCACUCAACCAAGCAAAGGGUUUGGCCUAGACUGGGAUGCCCCCUUCUCUUUUGACGAUGAUACUGUCUUCACUUUACUUGACUGCUCUACCACUUCAUCACCUAUCUACAGAACCAGUGGAGCCUAUGAUGAUAGCAACACCACAGUGAUCCCACAAUGUGAUAGAACAGGUGCACCCAUUUGUAGUUUCUUAUAUUCUUGCAGAGCAAUCAGUCUACUCAAUCUUCCAAUCUCUACCUGCUGUGUUUACACACCAGUAGACCUUGGACCCUCUUUUGAAAUGGAUUUACAAAAGUUGCAAUGCGCUUCAUAUUCUGGGUUCUAUAGCUUCAAUGGCCAAGAAUCUAACCCUUAUAAUUGGAAGUAUGGGAUUGCACUUAAAUAUAAGUUUAACGUGUACAAUGACUAUCCAAGUUCUUGUGCUAAUUGCGAGAGAAGUAAUGGAGUUUGUGGUUAUGACGGAGUUUACAACACUUUUGUUUGUAACUGUCCUGGUGGCCUCAACACAACAUCAGAUUGUUUCUUCGAAUCACCAUUUAAUCAUAGCCCAAGGCUUCUCCCAAGGCACACUGCAGAUAAUUUCUUGAUCUAUUCCGUGGCAUACUUUCUGGUCCGGGUCUUCUUUAAGAACUAG